GACUAAAAAGAUAAUAAAAGUUGUGUGGUGGUGGUAUUUGCCAUGUGAGUGAGAUAAAAAAGAAGCAAAGAGUGAAGUGAAGUGAAGAUGCCUUGUCUCACCCUUUCAACAAACGUUAGCUUUGAUGGUGUAGAUAUAUCUUCCAUACUCUCUCAACUCAACUCUACAAUUGCCAACAUCUUGGGUUACCCCAAAUCUUAUGUGACGGUUUCAUUAGAAGGAUCAAUACCAAUAUGUUUUGGUGAAACUGAGGAGCCAGCAGCAUAUGGUGAAUUUGUGGCUAUUGGUAUUCUCAAUCCAGAUUUGAACAAGAAACUAAGUGCUGAAAUUGCCUUAGUUCUUCACACCAUGUUGUUGGUGCCUAAGUCACGUUUCUACUUAAAAUUCUAUGACAUUGAGGGCUAUAAUUGUGGACUGAAUGGGGGUCUCAUGGUGGUUGAAACCAAAUGAUUCGGACAAACUUGUGGACAGAUUGACUCGCUAAAUUGAGUGCUUUACUUUUUCAUGAGUUCAUGAUCAUGGUGGUUGAUCUUUUCCGAGUGUUUGGGAGAAAUUUUGGAAACCUAAAGAGCAAUUUCCAACUUAUUUUAUUCAUGUGAAACUUUUGCUUUUUGUCCACAAGCACUGCUCUGUUCAGUUCUUCAUAAUUUGAUCCAUAUUGUGAGAGGAAACUUCAGUUGCUUGUAUUUACACUCUCAUUUUUCUAAUACAAAAAUUUAUUU
Messenger RNA from Medicago truncatula (barrel medic), 722 nucleotides. RefSeq names its product macrophage migration inhibitory factor homolog. The record is from RefSeq and is a predicted model, not a curated record. Lineage: Eukaryota; Viridiplantae; Streptophyta; Magnoliopsida; Fabales; Fabaceae. Gene Ontology annotation, molecular function: phenylpyruvate tautomerase activity. The transcript has 3 exons. Bases 88 to 450 code for a protein of 120 amino acids.